GAAGAACGAUGCAAAGUCUAUAAUGAAGGAAGAAUAAAUAAGAAAAGCUAUGAAAAUGUGCUAGAGGAAAUGUCGGCAUCUCAAAACACCCUAAAUUCCAUGUGGUAUAUGGAGGUGAGAGAGCUUCGAGAAAGAGCAAAGGCUUACAGGCAACGAGUAGAGGGAACACACUUCUCCCGAUACCAUCUCAAUCAGAUCCUGUCCGAUAAUAACAGUCUUUGGGAUGUGUCCUCAAAUUCCAGUGCAGAAGAAGGCAUCAGCAACAACAUCAGAGCACUAGAUCUUGCCGGAGUUUCUGAAAAAGAGACUGCACCAAGCCCCAAAAUACUGCACCAGCCUGACUCUAGAGAACAGCCACACCAGGACAUCACUGAGAAGAAAGACAUGUCAAAUGUUUUAACUGUUCCAGUCAAAAGGCGUUUAGUUUGGGGUGAACAAGAAGGUAUUAAAGAAGGGGAAAAUCAGCAAUCAGCAGAAGAAGAAGAAAACCAAGAUGAACAGGCUGAAGUUGUGGCUCAGCAGUUAGAAGAAAGCAGUAAGGGUGCCAAUGAAGAUAAAAAAAUUGAAGGUGAGAAUGCCUUAGUAUUGAAUUCUUCUGCAGCUGUGUCAGAUUCUUCUUCUGUAUCCUCGAGGACAGGCGGCAGGCUUCCUACUCCGAAACUGAGAGCACUUGGUGGAGCUCAGAGGACUCAUCAUGAUCUCACUACCCCAGCUGUUGGAGGUGCGGUUCUAGUGUCUCCUCCCAAAUCCAAGUCUUCAUCCUCACAGCAGAGAACACGAGAUUUAGGAACAGACCCUUCUUCAGCUAAGCAAGGUGCAAGAGAAGCUUCAAAAAGAAGGUCUUUCCGGCCUGAUGUGGAAGUGGAAGCUGUUUCACUCCUUACCUCUCCACCUGCUGGGCUGGGAACUUUGGAUCCUCUGCCACUUAGGCAGGAUCAGUGGCCUCCUAACAGUGUCUCUGAUGAGCGAGUUCCUCAUGCUUCAGCCUAUCGAGAGCAUUCCUCUACACCUCCUGUAAUGAAGUCAGCCAAAAGCUGCUCUGUGCCUUGCUGGAGUCCCUCUCGUCGUAUUCAAGGGACUCUCAAGCAUCCAGAAUUCCAGCAUAAUGGGAAUGUUGGCAAUCCAAAAAUGAGAUCUUUCCAGUUACCCCUUCAGGAAAGAAACUAUAAUGAUGAAGAUGACAGGUUGUCUCAGAUUUCUGCUCGCUCGGCAGCAUCUAGCUCACUUGCAUCUCAGAUACUGGAACGAGCUCAGAAGAGGAAGGAUUUCUGGGGCAAGACAUAAUCUCUCCCACCUGUUGUAUAGAAACUGUUCUGUAAAAUGAUUUAUUUUUUAUAGUUUGUAGUGUACAUUUUAAAAAAAUGUGAUUGUAGAUAUCAUGCAGCAUUUUUUACUUAUCACUGAUAUGGCCCAACUUUUAGGACUUUCCAUCCCAAUUUAAAAUUUCAAUAUUUAAACCAG
Molecule: messenger RNA, 1461 nt
Organism: Phaethon lepturus (White-tailed tropicbird)
Lineage: Eukaryota; Metazoa; Chordata; Aves; Phaethontiformes; Phaethontidae
Product: nuclear protein MDM1-like
Exons: 9
Biological process (GO): negative regulation of centriole replication
Molecular function (GO): microtubule binding
Source: RefSeq, a predicted model, not a curated record